Messenger RNA from Pygocentrus nattereri (red-bellied piranha), 656 nucleotides. RefSeq names its product zinc finger BED domain-containing protein 4. The record is from RefSeq and is a predicted model, not a curated record. The transcript is spliced from 2 exons. Bases 35 to 607 code for a protein of 190 amino acids. NCBI's taxonomy places the organism in Eukaryota, Metazoa, Chordata, Actinopteri, Characiformes, Serrasalmidae.
CACAGAUGCUGUAGCGCUGUUUAUUGCAAAAGACAUGGUGUCCAUAUAUACUGUGGAAAAGUCAGGAUUCAUUAACAUGUUGAAAGUUUUAGACCAGAAGUAUGCGCUACCAAGCCGUAAAUAUUUUUCUGAAGUUGCCUUGCCACACCUGUAUAACAGCACACGCCAAAGAAUCACUAGAGAGCUGGAGGAGGAUGUGUCGUAUUACGCCGCCACUACUGACCUGUGGUCCAGCCGAACGAUGCAGCCCUACAUGAGUUUAACUGUGCAUUUUAUUAACCACACCUGGGCUCUACGAAGUGUCUGCCUUCAAACGGCGUACUUCCCCGAGGAUCACAAGGGCGAAGUAAUCGCCCAAGGAAUAAAAGAUACUCUAAGCUCUUGGAACCUAGCCGAAGACCGACUCAGCUGUAUGACUACGGACAGCGCCACCAAUAUGAUCAAAGCGCUGAAAGACAACGAGUGGCCAAGUCUCCAGUGUUUUGGACACAGACUGCACAAUGCUAUAGAGAAUGGUGUGAAGGACCCACGAAUUGACCGUGCCAUUGGGAUUUGCAAAAAAGCUGUCUCUGCCUUCUCUUACAGCUGGAAAAAAGAAAAGAGAUGACUGAAGUACAGGCUGAGUUAGGUCUUCCCGCUCAUCAACUAAUAACGGA